Messenger RNA from Lactuca sativa (garden lettuce), 633 nucleotides. Lineage: Eukaryota; Viridiplantae; Streptophyta; Magnoliopsida; Asterales; Asteraceae. The record is from RefSeq and is a predicted model, not a curated record.
AUGGUGCGGAUAAUGCUUGAUCAACAGAUGGAAGAAACAAGGCGUUUACUUCAAAAAAGUAAGGACGAACUUACUGUGCCAGUAAGUCAGACACCCACUCUUGAGGCGACCAUCUGGGUUGCUAGGUCUGUUGAUGAAGUGAUCAAUGGUAGUAUCGCCAGCAAGGUUGAGAUUGGCAAAAAGAGGAAAUUUGAGGGUUCUUCAAGGUCUGACAAGAACAACAUGUCCUCGAAGUCUGGAGGAGUAGGUGAAGCAAAAUGGUGUGACAAGUAUGGAAGGAAACACAAUGGUAGAUGCCCUAAGGAAGUAACCUGCUUCAAAUGCGGGAAGACUGGUUACUAUGCCCACGAAUGCCCAACCGAGGAAGAAGUUUGCUUUAAGUGUAGUAAAAAGGGACACUUCAAGCAAGAAUGUCCAAUGAGAGCUACAAAACCAAGUGUACCGCCGAAGCACCAUGGGAGAGUAACUUGUUUUAAGUGUAGAAAGCAUGGGCACUACGCCGAUGAGUGUACAUUCAACACCAGGGUGUGUUACGAAUGUAAUGAGAAAGGGCACCUCAAGCAAGACUGCCCAAAAAGAAGAGGAUUUACAAAGCCAAAGGCACUACGGAAGAACUAUGGGAGAUGCUACUAA